AAAUCGUAAAAUAAGACCCAAUCAUCAUGGCGCAAAUUUAUCAUAAAUAUUUAACAUACUGUAAACUGUAAAAUAAAUACAAGCAAGCAACAUCUAUACUAUUUACAAAAUAAUAUCAUCAUCAACUAUGAUAUCAUAUAUCCAUUAAUAAUUGCGCCUUAUAAAUAAACUUAUUUGUCUCUAUUUGUUCGUCGUACAUGAUUCUUCGGUGUUUUCUUUUUUCUUGCUUUUUGUGAAGAUGUCAUAAAUUCAGAAAUGCUGUAGCAUUUCAAAAUAUCGAAACAUUGUCUCUGCACAAAGAAUCACUUCCCGCGAUAUGACGUAAUUACGGACAGCAUAAACCAGUUCUCUCGACGUACCUGCUGGAAGGUACUCGGCUACUCGUUCUGUCAUCAGAAUUUCGAUUCGUUGUUUGUACCGGGACACUGGAUGCCUCUGGUCACCAAGUUUGUGUUUGAUGAAGGCAAUAAUGUACAACGAAGAUGAAAAAUUGCCAAUUACAUCACCAAUUGAUCUUUUCAAAUUGUCCUGCUGUGUAUCCUGCGAUUCAUCGUAAAUUUUACUCAUGAAAUCUUUCAGUAUACUUUGUGUCAAUUGAAAUGAGUGCAAGUCAUGGGGAUUUCCAAGGUUUGUAAUACUUAUUAUCCUGAUGAGCUUGACUUACUCGGUCGAUUUACAAAGGAUCUUCUUUCCAUUGUCAAUGAAACAAUGGGUAAUGAAGGGGAAUAUUUUCAGCAGUUUACCGUGAUUGCAAGUGUGAAACCCCGUAGUAUGCGCAAACAACCUGCAUUUCUGGGAUGUUCAGGGUCAAAUUUCCGCAUGAAAUGGCUAUAAAAGUAUCGCCUGGUUCGAAGCUUCAAGUGCUGGACCGAAGAACAUCAAAGUUGAAGAAAGAGAAGCAGGAAAAGAGAAAUACAAGAAGUUGUCAGAAACAUUUGCAAUUCAAAUUUUGGAAAGAUGACGGUGAUAAUGCAUAUUUUAGUGAUGUUUGCUGUCGUGUUAAACAUUCAAGGACAUCGAAAACCGGAGAAAGACAAUUUUGAUAUGCACAGCAAGCCAAUAGAUCUGCUGCAAAGACUGAAACUUCUCAAUUUCCAGAAUAUCGAAAUUAUCAGAAAAUACGUGAAGCAACAUUCGAUUUGGGAUAACAGUGGGAAGAUUGCAUUGAAGAAUAGCAUAGCAGUGACUUGUAGACAGAGGACAAUGAAAGUAAAAAUGUCGGUCAAAGAUCGAGCCAAUGAAUUGUUGAAUAUGAUGGAGCUUAUGGUAAGCGUUUUGCAACAACUAAAAAUUGACGAGUCACGCCUGCCUUUAGAGGCUGAUGAGAUGACGAAAGAUCUCAGGCAUAUGGAAUUCGAACUUCGGGAUAUUGCCGAGUCAGUAUAUAGAAAACUGGUUGAAAAUAACCUAGGCCCUCUUUUGGCUCCAUACACGAGCGGACACUUUCCAGACCAUCCAAUUUACAAUGGCUACAGUCCAAAAACAGUGAGGACAAUGAUUGUCAUGCAGUUAUAUGCACUACAAAGUUGCAUUGGCGAUAUCUACCAUGUUUUAAAGAACGAUCUUCUAGAUGUUUUGCAUGGCAUCAAAUUCAGAGCAUAGAAAUGCAGCUUAUAUUUUGUGGCAAAUAUAGCAAGUAUUUAAUGAACUGCAUUUGAUAUGUUAAAUUUUGUGAUUAAUAUAUAUAUAAAGAAAUAACUAAGUGAUAGAAGCGUAUCAAUUCAAAAUCUGUUUAAAAUUAUAAUUGCUAUUAUAACUAAGAUUGCUGCUUUUCUCUAUCUUCUUUUAAACAAAACAUUUUAUUGAAGUUGUUCUCGUCAAAUACACAGCCAUCUCAGCAACCACGUGGCUGUAGGUGUCGGCUAGGGGGGGAGGCAAACUCGA
Rhopilema esculentum is the source of this 1884-nucleotide messenger RNA. RefSeq lists its product as uncharacterized. Lineage: Eukaryota; Metazoa; Cnidaria; Scyphozoa; Rhizostomeae; Rhizostomatidae. The record is from RefSeq and is a predicted model, not a curated record.